AUGCAGACUGCUUCUACAAACAUUUGUGAAAGAAUGGGUCACUCUCAGGAGCUCAGUGAAUCCAAGCGUGGUACCGUGAUAGGUUGCCACCUGUGCAAUAAGUCCAUUCGUGAAAUUUCCUUACUACUUAUGAUUCCACGGUCAAUGGUUAGUGCUAUUAUAACAAAGUGGAAGCAACUGGGAACAACAGCAACUCAGCCACGAAUGACAGAGUGGGGUCAGUGCAUGCUGAAGUGCACAGUGUGCAGAAGUCACCAACUGUCUGCAGAGUCAAUAGCUAAAUACCUCCAAACUUCAUGUGGCCUUCAGACUAGCACAACAGUGCAUAGAGAGCUUCAUGGAAUGGUUUUCCAUGGCCAA
This is a messenger RNA of Staurois parvus, 360 nucleotides long. The record is from the annotation of a GenBank genome assembly. NCBI's taxonomy places the organism in Eukaryota, Metazoa, Chordata, Amphibia, Anura, Ranidae.